Molecule: messenger RNA, 714 nt
Organism: Leptinotarsa decemlineata (Colorado potato beetle)
Lineage: Eukaryota; Metazoa; Arthropoda; Insecta; Coleoptera; Chrysomelidae
Source: RefSeq, a predicted model, not a curated record
AGAGAUGAGAGAUAGAAAGCAGAGGAAAGACGAAAGACAAUGGCGAAAGGAUAAACCAAAACACUCAAAACGGUGAUAUGGCUAUGAGUUCGUCAAAGAAUGUUUGUUAAUGUGUCAAAGGUUUUUAAACGGAAAUAUAGGAAUGUUUAUUUAAACCGUGUAUAAUAAUAAUAUUAAUUUGAGUUCAGUUAGCAAUACUAUAAAUUAACAAUGUUCAACAGAAGACCAAGGAAUCCUGUGGAUCAGAAGCUCUUGAUGCAGAUUAGAAAUGGUCACCUGAAUGAAGGAUUCAAUUGCAGAAAGCCGAGUUCAGCAUCUAUCAAAUCCAUAUCAAAGUACAACCUUUUGCAUUCUUAUUUCGAAUGCGAUUUUAAUGGUGAAUACUCGAAGAGGAUUGCCCACGAACUCAAAAGACAAAUAAAGAGCUGUAACAAGUAUAAACAGCUAGAACCUACAUUUACAGAUUUUGUUCGACAGAAGAUCCUUUAUGUACAUAACUAUAAUAUGAAAGUGAUGGGGGUAACAUUUGCCUACCCUCUUUCCAACGAGUUUGUUGAAUUAUUGAUACAAUAUGUUCUGAUAGAAUCCAGGGCUGUGUAUAGAAGACAGGACUAUUCAGUUGUUCAAGAAACUGAAGCACAAGAUAGAAUAUUACGACAAAAUAACGGAAUUGCAUUCAAUUGUGAAAGAAUCAAUUCGCGUACCGCACUGUAA